Messenger RNA from Selaginella moellendorffii, 1263 nucleotides. RefSeq names its product GDSL esterase/lipase 6. The transcript has 4 exons. The record is from RefSeq and is a predicted model, not a curated record. Gene Ontology annotation, molecular function: hydrolase activity, acting on ester bonds. Bases 1 to 1263 code for a protein of 420 amino acids. NCBI's taxonomy places the organism in Eukaryota, Viridiplantae, Streptophyta, Lycopodiopsida, Selaginellales, Selaginellaceae.
AUGCGAGCUCCAGAGCUCGUGGAGUACCGAAUGCUGACAGCUCCAGAGAUGCUCGAAUCACAACUCGCUCCUGCACUCUCCCUAGCUCUGGCAAGCACACGAUACGUGCAGUCGCAUCCUGGGGCGGCUCGACUAUCACUGCCUCAGCACAGCCCUAAGCCCUGUAGCCUUUUUACGUUAGAGUUAUUUUUAGGGCGUCACGUGACGUGGUCGAAGAUUUUAGUGUUCGUGUUUGCGAUCUUGGCUCUCUGCGCGUGCGUGUAUGGGAAGUCAGUUCCUCAACUUCGGACUAUCUACAUGGGAGACUCAAUCUUUGAUGUUGGAACUAACAAGUACGUGAAGAACUCUGUUUCUCGUUGUGAUUUUGUGCCGUAUGGGAAGACAAGGUAUAACAAGCCAUCAGGAAGGUGUAGUGAUGGGUUUAUAAUUCCAGAUCUGAUAAACAAAGUGAUCGGUUUGCCCUUUUCAAAACCAUUCUUGGCCUUGAAAGCUGGGAGCCAACUUCCACUAAGUAUCAACUUUGCGUCAGACGGUAGUGGACUACUUGAUUCUACUCACUCAGACUGGGGUGUCGUCUCGUUUAAUGAGCAGCUAAAACAACUUGGACAGCUAGUCAACAAGAUCCCCAUGAUGAAUCUCAAUGACUUUGUGGUUGUGAUAUCAUCGGGUGGCAAUGACAUUGCGGCAAAUCUUCAAAACCUUGCUAAUGUAGACUUGGAGGCAAUGCUAGUGUUAUUGGAGAAAGGCUUGGAGCAACUUUAUAAAUAUGGAUUCAGGAAGAUUGUCUAUUCUAGCCUUGGGCCGUUAGGGUGUGUGCCUAUUGUCACGUCGGAUGGAAAUUGUGUAAGAGAGAUCAACGAUUUAGUAGAACAAUUCAAUUGGCAAGCUCGGGAGAUUGUUUUGGGGGUGGCAAGGAAAUUCCCAGGGAUGAGAGGUGCAUUUGUUGAUGGCUAUUCACUGAUCAAAUCAGCACACGUACACACUAGUGACGAAAGAAUUCAUGAAACAAAUCAAGAAAAUCUUGUAAAUUCACAGAGCAUGCUCAUUCACAGAGCUUGCAACCAGGCAGAAGAAAGCUGCCGAAUGGAAGCAACGUAUCCACCCUUCGUCUGUUCUUCAUUGCGAGCUGGCAAUUGUGAGGCAUCAGCAGUUUCUUUCUACUUCGACAUGGAGCAACAUGCCCCUCCAGCUAUGACCAGCUCUAGGCCUUGCUUUACCACAGUUGCUCCCACCAGCGAGGCCAUAUUUUUCUUUCGACGGUGA